AUGUCUGCUUCUGCCUCGCCGCCGAAAAAACGAAGGCUUUCGACCUCCCCGGCCGAUGAACGCCGAGUUAGCAUUAAUGAACCACCCAAGAAGAUCAAACAGGAGAAUUCCAACGGUUCCGGAAAUUCAGGAAACUCGGUAAAGUCCGAGUCAUUCUCACCCAAAAUGAUGUCCUUAACCACUCAGCAGAGCAAGGCUAGUGGUCCCAUCGUUCGCGCGCUGGGUGCCACACAUCCAUUGAAUCAAAAUUCAACGUCCAGUAUACCGACAUUUUCUUCGGACGUUGACAAAGAAAAAGAAUCAGCAUCUACAGUGCAGUCAUUGAUCUCUUCUAUUAAAGGGAAAGGAAGUAAUAAUAAUCAAGCACAUUUGCAAAGUUCAUCAACUUCAUCAUCACACCAGUCGCAAACUCAAUCACAAAUACCGGAAACGCAACUGUCGCAACAAUCACCGCAGGAAUUGCAGAUUAGAUUAACGAAGAAAGAGGAAGAAAUUCAAAACUUGUUGGCAACUAUCAUUAAAUUUACUCUCCUGGGGGAACUUCAUAACCUUUCUCAAACGCUCACACCGGAUUUUACAUUCGAUCAAUCACUCCGUAAGAAAUUCCUUGAUCCGGCUAUUAACGCGUUAUUUCGUGCAAUGAAGAAGGAGUCGGAAGAGAAAGAGAAAACAAUUGAAAAUUUACAACGAGAAUUAACUGGUGUGAGUUUUACCCCCAAUAGCAUCACUGGUAAAAAGCUCGUCACAAAGUUGAAAGCAUUACAGGAUGAGAAUGAGGAAUUGGGACGACAACUACGUCAAGGUCGAGUGGAACAGUAUGAAGUAGAGAUUGCUAUGCAAAGAAAAUUAAUCAACGAGCUCAGGCAUGGACUUGAAGAUUAUGAAAACCAGUCUAUUGCCUUUGAUUCCGAAAUUGAGCGCCUUCAGGACUUAAUAUUUCAACUACAGUCGAAGUUGAAGCAUUACGAGAAAAAAUUUGGACCUUUGGUAUCGGCCAAUAAAGAACAUGCCACCGAGGACACAUCAAAAUCAGUUAUCACUACUGGUGAAGAAACUGAGCCCAUUGAUGUAAGCUCAAAAGAGACGUAA
Messenger RNA from Acaulospora morrowiae, 1089 nucleotides. The record is from the annotation of a GenBank genome assembly. NCBI's taxonomy places the organism in Eukaryota, Fungi, Glomeromycota, Glomeromycetes, Diversisporales, Acaulosporaceae.